Aspergillus aculeatus ATCC 16872 is the source of this 830-nucleotide messenger RNA. RefSeq names its product respiratory supercomplex assembly factor RCF1 (gene rcf1). Gene Ontology annotation, biological process: mitochondrial respirasome assembly. The record is from RefSeq and is a predicted model, not a curated record. Bases 181 to 714 code for a protein of 177 amino acids. Gene Ontology annotation, cellular component: mitochondrion. The transcript has 3 exons. Lineage: Eukaryota; Fungi; Ascomycota; Eurotiomycetes; Eurotiales; Aspergillaceae.
GUCACAGAGGCAAAAGUGACGUGAAGAGUCACAAAUUCAUCCUCAGGUCGACCCUAUUCCCUUGUUGUUGGAAGAUACUCCCCCUGGACGGUGCCGCCUUACCUCAGUCACACAUCUUGCGCUCUACCACGCACAUUGCCACCUUCAAUCAGCUUCUACUUUUCGAGUUCUACUAUCAAGAUGAGCGAGCCACUACCUUCCUCUUUCGAUGACAACCCUCAGUUCCAAGAAGAGACUUCGCUGCAGAAGUUCCGCAGGCGGCUCAAGCAAGAGCCGCUGAUUCCGCUCGGAUGUGCGGCUACCUGCUACGCCCUCUACCGGGCCUACCGAUCCAUGAAGGCGGGCGACUCGCUUGAGAUGAACAAAAUGUUCCGUGCCCGUAUCUACGCCCAGUUCUUCACCCUCAUCGCGGUGGUUGCGGGAGGCAUGUACUACAAGACCGAGCGUCAGCAACGCAAGGAGUUCGAGCAGGUUGUGGAGGCACGCAAGAGUCAGGAGAAGCGGGAUGCUUGGCUGCGGGAACUGGAGAUCCGAGACCAGGAGGACAAGGAUUGGCGGGAGCGCCAUGCCGCCAUCGAGGCUGCCGCCAAGGAUGCGGGCAAGAGAAAGGCGACUGCGGAGCAGGACGCUGCUCGUUCGGCCCUCGAGCCCUCCGAGGAGAAGCCCAUCGGGGUUCUGAGUGCUGUUAUGGAGCUCUUGUCGCGGCAGAAGUAAAAAAACCGACAAAGGGGGAACGUUUUCUGAUUGAUUUUGGACGACCUGUCUGGGUAUCAUAUCUUAUUGUACAUACAUAUAUUCUCACUGCUUUGAAAGAAAAUGCACACUCUCCG